AUGUUGCUCUUUGCCUUUCUUCUCCUGCGCAUCUCCGAGGCCUCGUGCUGGGUUUGGGUUGUGUCUAGGGGUCGGCCGGAGAGCCCAGUGAGUGCCCAGAGGAACUCAGAGGAAGGAAAGCAGGCCGUCCAUCGAACCGGGCUUUGCCAUACGUAUCCCAUCGCAGCCCCCGAAGAUGUGCUGCGAGAUGCUGCGAGGCAUCCGUGUCUUCGCAGGCCCUGCGGGGUUCCCAUGGGCACGCGGAUCCCGCUGAGGGGCCACCAGCCGUUUCUUGGCGGGAUUCUGGGGCCUCUUGGGGAGGUUGUUGUGGACGGCCCAGAGAUCGUCUUUGACUCGGUGAACCACGCGCUGAACGUCCAAAACCUCAUCUCCUGCCGCUACGGCGUGUUCUGCCACGGCACGGAGGUGGAGGUGAAGGGCAGCAAGUCCGCGUGCAACGGCACGCUAGCGUGCCGGACGGAUCAUGCGGGGGGCCCCGCCGACGCGAAUCACAGCGCCGUGCAGAGGGACCUUGCAAACAGUACCUUUGCCGUCGCAAACCUCCUUGUCUGCCGCUUCGGCUCCUACUGUCACGGUGGAUGGUGGUGGCAUGAUGGCCGGAGGGAGUGCCGUGGCGGCCUCGUGUGCCGCCAAGGCCCGUACUACCUGGACCACUUCGAUGCAGACCCCAGUGGCCCCAGUGCCUCAAGCCAGGUGGCAGGGGAGCUGAGCAACCUCACCACCAUGCAAACCGGCAGUUCGGAAGAGGCCGAACUCUUCGCCUGCCGCUAUGGCUCCUACUGCCGGGGAGGCUGGUGGUGGCACCACGGGCACCGUCAGUGCCGCGGCGGCAUGGUCUGUCGAGGCGGACACGGCGGUGGCGGCGGCGGAGGCGGUGGCGGCGGAGGUGGCGGCGGCGGCUGCUGGUGA
Symbiodinium natans is the source of this 909-nucleotide messenger RNA. The record is from the annotation of a GenBank genome assembly. NCBI's taxonomy places the organism in Eukaryota, Dinophyceae, Suessiales, Symbiodiniaceae.